Ectocarpus sp. CCAP 1310/34 is the source of this 1490-nucleotide messenger RNA. NCBI's taxonomy places the organism in Eukaryota, Phaeophyceae, Ectocarpales, Ectocarpaceae. The record is from the annotation of a GenBank genome assembly.
AUGAAGGGUGGCGACGUCAAGGCCUCCGCACGGCCUGGGCCGCCUGACGACUGGGCGUUGGGGCAGGGGCAGGCAGACGAUGUCGAGAUAUUCAACAAACCACCGCCGACGGGCGACCAUGGACCGCCACCAGCAGACCAACUCACCCUCAGCAAGAUCAUCUACUUCUUCCGUCAAAGAGGAAACAAGAACUCCUUGAGCAGUGAGCCAUCACCAUUUACGUGGUGGGUACUCGCGUACGACUACGUCGGGGUCGGCCAUGGUAACGAGCGGGUGUCCGAUUCCAUCACCGGGCAUCCGACGUUGUCACUGCGGGGACGGGGCCGUCCUAAGGUUUACCCUGUACACGCCAUCAGACGCCAGGUACAAACGUACCACCAAUGCCCGCAAGGCCAAGAUGGAGCAGAGGGGUCUCGGCUUCGCGGGAAAACGCAGGGGGCGGGCAGAGACCGUGUCUGGCGGCACAAGUUCCGGCUCGCAUUACCGGGGUCCAGCAACGGCUACGACAAGUACCUCUUGAAUGAGGGGGCGGGCAGAGACCGUGUCUGGCGGCACAAGUUCCGGCUCGCAUUACCGGGGUCCAGCAACGGCUACGACAAGUACCUCUUGAAUGAGGUACAUCACAGCAUCAACCAAGACACAUUUGUCUGAACGAUCGUGGAGUUCUUCGAGGAAUACCAGCGAAGUUUUUCGAGGGCAGCGAUUCGGCACGGUCAACAACAAAUGCUGGUGUAGAGGCCUAACGAUGGCCGGCCUUCGGCUUAUAAGUGUAUAGGUGUGCGUCUGGAUGUGGUGUUCACAGGUAGCUGCAAUGCCGGAGAUAAUGGGGUGGGGAGGCAGGGCGAAACCCUCACGCGUCGAUGCCAACUGUGUUGAGGGUCUCGUAUAAGAGUGAAGGUGCAAACCACGGCUUUAUGUAGAUUUGUCCCCCACUUGNGCAUUGCGAACAACGGCACCGCAGUCAGAUUCGCAGUAUCAAUAACAAUACUGCCCCAACGCCCACGUGUCUCUUGGCGCCACACAGACCAGCGAAGUUUUUCGAGGGCAGCGAUUCGGCACGGUCAACAACAAAUGCUGGUGUAGAGGCCUAACGAUGGCCGGCCUUCGGCUUAUAAGUGUAUAGGUGUGCGUCUGGAUGUGGUGUUCACAGGUGCAUGAUUCAACUACGAUUGUUCAUCGUACUGUACCGGCAAAAAUACAAGUAGCCUACAUCACCAAUUGUUGUGGGUAUGGUAGGUAGGGGAGCUUCGUUUUAUGUUGACGAAGCUAAUCAGCUUUAUUUCCAACAUGAUGUAUCCCUAGCCCAUCGAUACGACUCCGGGAUAACUUUCGCGACGAAUUGGUGGUGUACCUCGUGGUAUUAGCGGACACACACUGCUGUGUGUUUCUACAUAUUGCAAAUAACGACGGGAAAAAUAGCUUUGGGAGAAACAAAAAUAGCUACGUGACUUUUUUAAAACUACAUACAGUAGGUGUUCCGGCCUAGUGCC